Messenger RNA from Amoebophrya sp. A120, 635 nucleotides. The record is from the annotation of a GenBank genome assembly. Lineage: Eukaryota; Dinophyceae; Syndiniales; Amoebophryaceae.
AUGGGUGUGUACUACCAACAGCCGGGCUCGUCCAGGACGAAGCUACUGAUGCAAACGCGCUACCUACUGACUCUGUUAGUUACAAGAAUCCAUUCAUACGCGAAAGGCACUGAGCUCAGCUCUCACCUCCACUAUACUAGAGAUUUGAACGCGGGCGAAGCCUUUUUUACUUCGUUUUUCGCGAGCAGAAAGAUUCACAAGAAUUUUGUUUCAUUUACCGAGCCAGGCGUUCCUUUUCAGCAGCAGCGGAUAGAGAAUAGUUACAGGGCUUCAGUGCAACGAGAUGACUCGUCUGCCGGUAGUUUUCGUAACAUCGAUUCUCUUUUAGUUGUCUCUCCUGGUUUCGUUCCCGGUUCGCCAAGUGAUUGUCGGCCAACUUUUCCGUUUUGACUACUCACUACUCUGAAAUGCAUUUUAUUCACUCGGCAGCUUUCCAUUAUGGUCCCUGCAUGUGCUACUUUCCUAGUCGCAUCGCUGUACAGCUGCAAAAACUAUGGAAAUAGAAAGCGCUUCAGAAACUCUGAACAGGUGAUGAUAAAAAGACCUUAGCCUGCUCUGUUGCGGACAACAAAUUUCUAUCGCAACAUGAUGGAGGUCAGCGAGGACACCAUUUGCCUUUGCAAACUUGCAGAGAG